Molecule: messenger RNA, 1404 nt
Organism: Tricharina praecox
Lineage: Eukaryota; Fungi; Ascomycota; Pezizomycetes; Pezizales; Pyronemataceae
Exons: 3
Coding region: 358-1206 (282 amino acids)
Source: RefSeq, a predicted model, not a curated record
UUUCGGGUGCGAUCAGCAUCCCCGGCUCCUCCCCGCAGUCGCACGGCAACUUGCGAGUUGCAACUUGCAACUUGCAAGCACAGCGCUGACCGAGGAUCCCAGCCACGCAUCCAUAAGCAGAACGAUAGAGAACGGUAGUCCAAUUGGACGGCGUGGACUUUGUUUUUUCCACCACCCCCCCUCCCCUCCUGCCCCCGGUGAAUGUGUUGUAACAGAAGUUGCGAGAGUACAUAAACUGCGGGGGCUGGCUCCCCACUUAUUCACGAUCCCACGACCUCAGAGCUCCAGAAACGAAUCUUCCCCCGAGCCGAACUGAAACACACGACCGAAACACACUCCGCAACCCACUCCGCAACAAUGGCAGUAAUGGACCCCACCGGCGGUCUCCGCGACAUCAGCACGCUCGGGCGCUCCAGCGCCAGCCUAUUCCACGAGGACUUCAGCGAAGACGAAUCCUCGGGGCGCCCAGCCGCGGAGCCGCUCGUCUCUCAAUCGAAGCCGAAGAAGCCACGGCGGCGGCGCACAGGAAUGCCGACGAAACAGGGCGUGCGCAAAUUCAUCUCGAAGCUGGACUACCACAAGCUGAACUACCGCACGCGGCUGACGCUGCGGAUCACGAGCAUGAUCGCGUCCGGCACCACGCUGGGCAGCAUCGGCAGCGUGCUGUACACGUACACGUCGACGCAGGCGGCGACGCAUGAGCAGCAGGGCGACGCAGCUAAUGUUUGGCCGAGAGAUAUCUUCUUCGAUGCGACGUAUGUCAUGCUUGCGGCUGCGGUUGUCACGUUCGCUGCAGACCUCGCGUUCUUUAUCGCCUCCAUCAAGGUCAAUGUUAGGAAGCUGGGCACCGCGGCGCAUAAGUUCUCGGCGUUGACAAUCACGGGCGUCUGCUUGAGCAUGGUCAUCGCCGCGGUGGCGCUGGAUAGGAAGACGAACAGGGGCGAUACGCCGACGCUGUUCUGGGUGUGUGUGGCGAAACAACAGACUUGGAACGACGUCGAGAUCGACUUUCCGUUCCUGUGCGGUGAGAUGCUCGCGGCGAGAUGGGCACUGAUCGGCACACUGCUGCUGCAAGCGAUGAUCCUGGCAACGAUCGUGGUCGACGUCAUCUACCGCGACGGCCCGCGGAAGCCGAAGCCCGUGGUUGGCCGCGGAUACAAGGUCGUCAGUGGAUGGAGGGGCGUGCUAGAUCGUGUAGGACUUUAGUGUGAUCUAGGUUUGGUAUUUUGGUAUUUUUUAUUUUUUUUUGUGUUCAUUUGGGUGCGGCGGCUGGAGUUUGGGAGUUGGGUUUUCUUUUUUUGCGAUUUGCGAUUGGCGAGCGGUGGGCAGUGAGCGGCGGGCGGUGGGUGGGCCAUGACGACGACGUGUAGCGAUACCAGUACGGUCAAUAAGAGAAGAUAUCAU